Molecule: messenger RNA, 516 nt
Organism: Homarus americanus (American lobster)
Lineage: Eukaryota; Metazoa; Arthropoda; Malacostraca; Decapoda; Nephropidae
Product: basic salivary proline-rich protein 1-like
Exons: 1
Coding region: 1-516 (171 amino acids)
Source: RefSeq, a predicted model, not a curated record
AUGACUACUAGGAAUCCUCAGGGGCCCCAUGGGAGUACGAGUUUGCCACAAGGGGCCCUACCACAGCCAAGGGCCCGAUGGGACUACCAGGGUUCCCCAGGUAUCCCAACAGACAAACAGGGGUCCCUCAGAGGCCCCGUGGGAUUACCAGAGGUCCCUGAGGGGGCCCAUAGGACUACCAGGGGGCCCCCCAGGGGACCUACCAGGGCCAGAAGCACCAUGGGACUACCGGAAAGCCUUCCAGGGCCAGGGGCACCAUGGGAAUACCAGGGGACCCCCAUAGAGCCUACCAGACCCAAGGGCCUCAUGAGACUACCAGGGAGCCCACCAGGGGCCCUCCCAAGGCAAAUUGCCUCACGGGACUACCAGGGGUCCUCCAGAGUCCUCAUGGGACUACCUGGGAUCCCCCAGGGGCCCCAUGGGACAACCAGGGGUACCCCAAGGGUUCCAUGGGAGUACAAGAGUUCCCCCAGGGGUCUCUUGGGAUUAUCAAGGCCAAGGACACCAUGGGACUAA